Molecule: messenger RNA, 1109 nt
Organism: Baudoinia panamericana UAMH 10762
Lineage: Eukaryota; Fungi; Ascomycota; Dothideomycetes; Mycosphaerellales; Teratosphaeriaceae
Exons: 1
Biological process (GO): DNA replication, removal of RNA primer
Molecular function (GO): RNA-DNA hybrid ribonuclease activity; nucleic acid binding
Source: RefSeq, a predicted model, not a curated record
UACAGUCCCCUCUUCGAACGUGCCGUCGACGAUGAGCUGACCGAACAGCUGAUAAGGCGACGCAGUGCACACGGACGGCGCUGGAUUCUCGCAGGUAUGCAAUUGCUCUGUGAACACGGGCGUGGAUGUUCAGCAAGCAAGCUCACAGAAGCCUGAUUAGUGUAUCCGUUCUUCGCACGUUGUCCUGGGCCAUUGUGUGACUUCUGUGUACAAUCACGAUUUCGUCCCGGCCUUAAGACCUUCCAGCCGCCAUGGGGUCCUAUCCGGGUAACCGUCUUUUCGACUAUUCGCCGUACUACUACCCGGAAGACGUCGAGUGUCAAUGGGGAACGCAGUCGUGGACAUUCCUGGGGGACCCUUACGCCAAUAUCCUCCGCACCGAUAGCAUUAUCAUUGCCGUAGAUGGAGCUUGUCGUAACAACGGCAGACCUACAGCAAGAGUCGGCUAUGGCAUCUUCUUCCAUAGGAACAACCAUCAGUGGAACAAGGCCGUUCUUCUUACGCCGGAAGACAGCACAAACCAGCGCGCCGAGCUUCGCGCGGCACUGCAGGCUCUCAAGCUUGCUACAAAACUUCGGAGACUGAACCCGGAGCUUUAUGGACAGGAGCCUCGACAGCGCGCGAAAGGCCCAGCGCGGCAGCUUGUGAAAGUGAUCAUCAAGACCGACUCGCAGUACGUCGUUCGUGGUAUGACUGAAUGAGUUGAGAUAUGAAAGGUGAACGGGUAUCGUAAUGCGAGAGGCUUGCCAGUGAAGAAUGGCGACUUGUUUUGGGAGGUGGAUCAGAAGGUUGAGGAGCUGGAGGACAUAAACGUCGAAGUGUGUUUCUGGCACGUUCCAAGGGCGAUGAACCGCCCAGCAGAUUGCCUGGCGAAUGCGGCGCUCGAUGGCGUCUCACCGGAGGUGGCGCUGCAGGAGUAUUUUGACAACCACAGAUGAACUGGACUUGGCAGCAUCCGCGAGCAAUACACGCCAUUGGUACGACAGAAGUAAUGGACCAACACCCGAUCGGACAGCAAAGUCUCUACCGCUACAUCGCUACCAAGAAUGCAUGAACGCUGCACCAUUCCGAAACACAAGCUGGCAGCGUUGCGUUUAUACCUGCACCAC